Thamnophis elegans (Western terrestrial garter snake) is the source of this 2601-nucleotide messenger RNA. RefSeq names its product putative protocadherin beta-18. Gene Ontology annotation, biological process: homophilic cell-cell adhesion. Gene Ontology annotation, molecular function: calcium ion binding. The transcript is spliced from 3 exons. Bases 1 to 2601 code for a protein of 866 amino acids. The record is from RefSeq and is a predicted model, not a curated record. Gene Ontology annotation, cellular component: plasma membrane. Lineage: Eukaryota; Metazoa; Chordata; Lepidosauria; Squamata; Natricidae.
AUGGAAGAUCACUUCCUCAAGGACAAACAAGGUCUGUAUCUUUUGCUUUUCCUCAGUCUUUUUGGAACACUGUGUAUUUCUGUUCAUUACUCUGUCCCUGAAGAAAAGAAAAAUGGGUUUGUAGUGGCUAAUAUAUUGCAGGAUUUGCAAUUGAAAAAAGGAGAACUCUCUACUCGCAGAGCCUGUUUAAUUUUUGACAACACUAAGAAAUAUUUCCACCUUGAUACCCAAAAUGGGGAUUUGUUGAUAAAUGAUAAAAUAGACAGAGAAGCUUUAUGUGGUCAAAAGGAGCCUUGUUUAAUUUUUUCACAAAUUGUUCUAGAAAACCCACUGAAAAUCCAUCGUAUUGAAAUAGAGGUAGAAGAUGUGAAUGAUAACGCUCCUAAUUUCGCAAAAAAUACAUUUACUAUACAAAUACCAGAACAUGUCCAAGUGAACACCCGAAUUCAGAUGGAGUGUGCUCAGGAUGCUGAUCUAGGAAAAAAUGGUAUCCAAAAUUACACACUCACUAAAAAUUCACAUUUCAUAGUAGAAGUACAGACUGAUGAACAUGAAAAGAGAAAUGUUGAUCUUAUUCUGCAGAAACCACUAGACAGGGAGAAGGUGCCUUAUCUUCAAUUAACUCUGACGGCCAUUGAUGGAGGAGUGCCACAAAAAACAGGCACUGUUCAAAUUAAUAUUGAUAUUCUAGAUAUAAAUGACAACUCUCCUCAAUUUUCUCAAUCUGAAUAUAAGGCAAGAAUAAAGGAAAAUCUUCCUAAGGGCACACUGUUGAUUAAGGUGGAAGCUAGAGAUCCUGAUUUUGGUUCAAAUGCACAGAUACUCUACUCAUUCCAUCGAGUGUCUGAAAAAAUAAAUAACUUGUUCCUUUUAAAUGAAAGGACUGGAGAAAUCACUGUUAGGGGACAGAUUGAUUAUGAAAGUGAAAUCAGUUAUAGCAUAAACAUCAAAGCAAUGGAUGGAGGAGGACUGUCGGGUCACUGCAAGAUAUUUAUAGAGGUUGAAGAUGAGAAUGAUAACCCCCCAGAAGUGUCCAUCAUAUCUCUGAUCAGUACUUUAAAGGAGGACUCUCCUCUGGACACAAUGGUGGCCCUCUUAAGUGUGAGAGACCAAGACUCUGGAGACAACAGCAAAACGGCCUGCUCUGUGCAGAUGAAUCUCCCUUUUGUGCUGAAAGCCACCACAAACAACUUUUAUCAGCUUGUGCUCCAAAGUCCCCUAGACAGAGAGACAGUCACUGAAUACAACAUCACCAUCACUGCCAUUGAUUGGGGAGCUCCUAGGCUCACUUCAACAAGAUUGAUUAAUAUUCAGAUCUCCGAUGUCAAUGAUAAUUCUCCUCUUUUUGCAAAGUCUUCAUAUGACCUGCAAAUCAGAGAGAAUAAUAUUCCAGGCUUGCUCAUUGGCUCAGUCCAUGCUCUGGAUCUAGACACAACACUGAAUGCUAAAGUGAAUUACUUAGUUCUGCCUGGGAAGGGUGAUGGCAUGGUGACUUCUUACAUCUCAAUCAACUCUGAAACUGGAAACAUGUAUGCCCUCCGAUCCCUGGACUAUGAGCAGAUAAGAGGCUUCAGUGUCACUGUGAGGGCAUCUGAUGGUGGUUCUCCUUCCCUGAGCUCAGAAGUGAUUGUCCAAAUCCACAUCAUAGAUGAGAAUGACAACGCUCCCUUUUUCCUGUAUCCCCUCCAGAACAACACAUCCCCAUGCAAUGAGCUGCUUCCCAAGUCAGCCGAGGCCGGCUAUCUGGUCACCAAGGUGGUUGCAGUGGAUGCAGAUUCUGGCCAAAACUCCUGGCUUUCCUAUGAAUUGCUGAAGGCCACAGACCCAGCCCUUUUCAGCAUAGGAGCGCAGAAUGGGGAAGUGAAAACCAGGAGAGUCCUGAAUGAGCGAGACACAAAUAAGCAGAGGCUGGUGAUACUGGUCAGAGACAAUGGCCUUCCUCCACAGACCAGCACGGCGUUGCUUAAUGUUCUUCUUGUUGAUGGCUUUUCGGAUCCCUUCCUGAGGAGGGUGGAUGUCAGUGUGCAAGAACCGGAAGAAGAUAAAACCUUGACCAAGUAUCUGGUGAUCUGCUUGGCUGCAGUCUCCUUUGUGUUCCUGGUCUGCAUUGUUGUGUUUAUUGUGGUCAAAAUCUUCAAGAAGGACACCCAAAGCCAUUUUACUGCGGCUGUUCCUCACUUCAUACCUGCCAGAGCUGAUACUGCAGAAAAUUGUGCUGAUUCACAGAAUGGGUCGCUUUCCAGGACUUACCGUUAUGAUGUUUGUUUGACUGGUGGAUCCUUAAGUAGUGAAUUCCGAUUUCUCAGACCCCUCAUUCCUGUCUUUUCUAUGGGAGAUGUUUACAUCCCAGGGAAUCAUAGGACCUCUUCAGGCCCACAAGAUACAUCUGAACAGGUUGAAGAUAAUGGUACAAAGAAAGAAGUAGUUCCUGGUGGUCAAAAUCGCCAUGCUGCCACCCAAAAACACUGUUACUAUGAUCUCUGCUGCCUGGAACUGCCCGAGAAAGGGCAGGUGAAGCGGGCGCUGCAGAGAUUGCAGUGGCUGGAAAGGAGACAUUUCACUUUCGGGGAUGCCACUGGGCUCGGCUCCCAGGAGGCUUAG